AUGUAAUAACCAUCUUAAUUAUAAUAAUCUUCAUGGUCUAAUAAUGACGAAGUAACUGUACUAUAAUUUAGAAUGACUUAGAACAAAAUGCAGAUGGCAAUUAAAGCAAACAUUAAGAAGGAUCAAGAAAAAAGAAGAAGCAUGAUGAGCAUAAGCAAUUCGAAGAAAGAUUGAAAAAUAUUCCUGUUGGAUAAAAACCUGAUCCUAAAGUAUAUCCAGAAGAAUGGAUUAACAAGUGGAGAUAAUUGUUGCUAAAAUAAUAAAAUAAGAAAUGA
Messenger RNA from Paramecium pentaurelia, 275 nucleotides. NCBI's taxonomy places the organism in Eukaryota, Ciliophora, Oligohymenophorea, Peniculida, Parameciidae. The record is from the annotation of a GenBank genome assembly.